GAGCUUAAACCGGAUGAAAUUAAAGCAAAAAAUUGUGGAAUGGAACGUCCUCGUAAGCAAGUCCAUAUCCAUCAAUCAAUCGUUACAGAGAGUUUAACCAGAACAAUUGCUACUGGAACUUUCUAUGGUGGUAUCGUAAAUGGACUGCCCAUGUCAACGUAUGAAAUAGCAGACAGGAAGAAUUCCAAGAGAAAAGCUACCAAUAAUGAUACAGACAGAUGCACCAUCACCCACAAAAAAG
Molecule: messenger RNA, 241 nt
Organism: Acaulospora morrowiae
Lineage: Eukaryota; Fungi; Glomeromycota; Glomeromycetes; Diversisporales; Acaulosporaceae
Source: the annotation of a GenBank genome assembly